Molecule: messenger RNA, 187 nt
Organism: Dentiscutata heterogama
Lineage: Eukaryota; Fungi; Glomeromycota; Glomeromycetes; Diversisporales; Gigasporaceae
Source: the annotation of a GenBank genome assembly
CUACCUUUGCUUAUAACGACUUAGUAGACAUAAUUUAUUAUACUCAAUUCAAAAGUGAAGAUGUUGUAAAGAACAUUAGACAAUUCAGAAAAUAUAGGCAAAGACUGCCUCUACUUAAAAUUAAAUUACAUCAAAUUCAUAUUUCUAAUAAAAAAACACUAUCUAUUUCAAAAGACACUAAAAAGGC